This is a messenger RNA of Penicillium expansum, 882 nucleotides long. Its product is annotated as DUF3632 domain-containing protein. The record is from RefSeq and is a predicted model, not a curated record. The coding region runs from base 1 to 882 and encodes 293 amino acids. NCBI's taxonomy places the organism in Eukaryota, Fungi, Ascomycota, Eurotiomycetes, Eurotiales, Aspergillaceae. The transcript has 3 exons.
AUGGCUGCACCUCUCUAUCUGCGUCUUGCGUCUCUUGAAGAUGAUAACCCGUGGACCAUCGAGCAGAAAUAUUUCAUGAUCCUGAACGACUACUUGCAGCCAGCUAGCCAGGUUUCAGCUGCCAAAGCCGCCGCUGGAAUAAAUGAACUCACUCCAAUAAAUCGCGAGGCAAAGGGCGAAGAGGCAGAGCAUCCAGAAAGCUGGUGUUCGGAGUUUUGGGGAACAGUCAGCGAAGUUGUGAAACAAAUUCCCCAUGAUCAUCCGUCACAAGAUAAAAUGGUUGAAAUCAUGAAAGAACUAAAGAACUUGCCGGGGGUGGAAGUUGUCUUUUACAAAACGGCAACAACCCGAAUUUGGACGGACCUUCCAUGUCUAAUGGAAGUAUGGAGCGAAGCUUACAUCACCCCCAGCCCCAAGGAUGACGCCUCCGAGUUUGAGAAAUGGAUAAAUUGGCAGGCAUUUUCAGCCCGUCUGCUUCAGGCUGGCUUAGCAGAUUGGUCUCAUUUGACAACCUGGUGCUUCCGUGACGCACUCGAAGAGGAGCCCCUUCAGGCAAAAGAAUUACUGGAAUGCCAAAUCCGCGCUGCCGUGCAGUGGAUCGAGCAUUCUAGAGACAUAAUCUUUCACUCCCUUGACAAUUUACCUAACUUGAGGGAUUUACGACCCGGCCCUCUGUAUGCAGGCAAGGAGGGCUUAUCCCGUGAGAGAUGGGACUUUUGGGAAGCAAGAUUCCAUGAUUUCGCAGAAAAUGGGAUGCUUGCAGAGGAAACUGCUUUAAUCUGUGGCAGGGCUGCACAGCAGAUAGCCGCAAUUGCUGCAGUCAACGGUGUAAGUGACGAGCAGGGGAUUGGAGAGACAGCAAAGUUAGAGGACUCACAUUAA